AGCUGUGGUCCUCUUGUAGGUGCGGUAAUUGGUGCAACCAAGCCAGUUUACGAUAUUUGGGGCAACACAGUCAAUGAGGCUUCUCGCAUGGAGAGCACAGGGGAAAUAGACAAGAUACAAGUUACCAAAGACACCAAAGAGAUACUAAGCGGAUACUACGUACUUGAGAGUUGCGGGAUGAAAUCAAUAAAGGGCAAAGGGAUGAUGGAGACUUGGUACGUGGUGAAGAAGACAAGGGAGAAGUAUGAAGAUGAGAUGAACGCACUGAACUGGGACCAGAAGCCGACUGCCCCACCUCGAUCCCUCGCUGCUCUAGUUUACUCCAUACUGCAGUCACGGAGACGCAUCAAUACCCAUCCACUUGAUGCAUCUUCUAUGCCUAAAAAGACCGAGGGUGUUCGCAAAAUCCGCGCGGUGACAGCGCCAGUUAACUCAAACCAAAUAAGCAACUUAUGGCGGCCGAGACCAAGGAAUGCAAAAACGUUCAGCAAUGAACUGGAACUGGAUGGUGGAACGUGUUUACGGAGACAGAAGCAUCGACCUAUGAACCCUCGAGUGUCCAUCAGCUCUGCUGCCCCAACAAGCAGUUCCACCAACACGCUAGAUGGAGAUGCACAGUCCACAAUUAAAACUCCCGUCGAAGAAGCAACGCGCCGAAGUUUCAUAAAGCAAUCUAGCUUCGACGGAACAGUUGGAUCAGCGCGCAUGCGGUCCAUUACGAACGCCUUCCUCUUCAAGAACCGAGUGCAUAAUAUUAAGAAUGAUAAAGUAAAAUUGUGUAUAGAAGAGAGUGGAGACUAAGAUAUCACUACAUUGUAUAAAACCAAUGCUUUAAGUGUGGGAGAGCCAUGCUUCGGCACGAAUGGG
Messenger RNA from Spodoptera exigua (beet armyworm), 867 nucleotides. The record is from the annotation of a GenBank genome assembly. NCBI's taxonomy places the organism in Eukaryota, Metazoa, Arthropoda, Insecta, Lepidoptera, Noctuidae.